GAUCUACUAGCUAUUGCACUACUCACUGCCUUAUUUCUUCUAUCUAUCUAUAUAUAGCACGCGACCCUCCAGGAGAGGUGCAUCCGCUUCCCUACUAAACAACUUCUAUACUGCGGAACCAUGGAGUUCCCAAGUACCUGGUGGUGGUGUGGCGCCGCGGCUCUGGUUUCCAUCAUCAUCGUUGUACUAUCCACCAAGAUCACAAGAGCAAGGUAUCGAGGAACUCAACUUCCACCUCUAGUCAGUGGUGCCGCCCUCCUCGCGCUCAUACCCACCCUUGUGAAGAACGGCAUGCCUGCUGUGUUCAAUCAUCUAUAUGCCAAGUAUGGCAGCGUGUUCAUGGUCAGUCCCUUUGGGCUGAAGAUGACGUUCUUGGCUGGGCCAGAAGUCACCACCCAUUUCUUUCAAGGUUUGGACUCCGAGAUCAGCCACGGGGAUCUCUUCGAGUUCACCGUGCCCAUGUUUGGCUUGGCGAUUGCUUACGCCGUCGACGUCGCUACUCGGAAUGAGCAAAAGCGAUUUCACCUUGAAGCGCUCCGGCCAUCCAGAUUGGCCGGCCAUGUUUCUAAGAUGCUACAAGAAGUGGAGGGCCACUUUGGCAAAUGGGGAAAAGAGGGCAUCGUUGAUUUAAAGCUUGAGUUCGAGCGGGUACUCAUGUUGAUCGCGAGCCGAUGUUUCCUCGGAAAAGAGGUCCGGGAAAAUAUGUUUGACGAGAUCACCACGCUGUUUACUGAGCUCGGAAAUGGCAUGAGCUUGGGUAGCAUCCUAUUUCCAUAUCUCCCAACUCCAGCAAACCGGCGGCGUGACAGAGCGCGCAUCAGGCUGACCGAAAUACUAUCUGAGGUGGUGGAGUCCCGCAAGAGGUCUGGCAGAGUCGAGGAGGACACGCUGCAGGGAUUGAUCGACUCCAAGUACAAAGACGGCCGCUCUACAUCAGUACAAGAGGUAGUGGGAUUGAUCAUAAGCUUGCUAUUUGCUGGAAAAUAUACCAGCUCUGUCGCCAGCACUUGGACCGGAGCUUGUCUGCUCAGCCACCCAACCUUCUUAGCAGCCGCCAUUGAGGAGCAAGAACAAAUCGCCAAGAAGUACAAGGACGGGCUAGACUACAGUGCUGUCAUGGAGAUGGAGAUACUUCAUAAUUGCAUCAAGGAGACGCUAAGGAUGCACCCUCCAGCGCUGGCGCUAGCCCGCAAGGCACAUACACACUUCACGGUGCAAACCAGAGAGGGAAAACAGUAUGAAAUCGAGCCAGACCACCCCGUAGCAACUCUUGUUCUAGUGAACAAUAACCUUCCCUACAUCUAUAAGGACCCUCAGGUAUAUGACCCGCGCCGGUUUGGCCCGGGAAGGAAAGAGGACAUAGCAUUAGGCAAGUUAUCUUACAUGUCAUUUGGCGGUGGUCGGCACGUUUGCACCGGCGAGGCCUACGCUUACAUGCAGAUUAAGCUGAUUUGGAGCCAUUUGCUAAGGAACUUUGAACUCGAAUUGAUCUCUCCUUUCCCAGAGACAGACUGGGGCAAUUACGUGGCAAAGCCAAAAGGAAAUCUGUUCGUAAGAUACAAGAGAACCGGUUCCAUGAAGUCAAUUUAGAUUUUUUUUUUGCUUGCGUGCAACCUAUAUGCAUGCAUAAAUAUAUGUAAGAGCCGGCUCUGUCCAGUCAGUUUUAAGUCUAUAAGUAAUAACUCUUGAAUAAUGUAGUAAUAUAAUGAAUGCCAUAUGCAUCAGUCGAUGAGAAAAAAAUCCAUCCAUGUUUCCUUAGGUAUAAUAUCCAUGUAAUUGUGUUUGUAUCUUAUUGAUGCGAACUUUUAAGUAAAUAAAAUGUCUCUUCAUAAAAA
Lolium perenne is the source of this 1835-nucleotide messenger RNA. Its product is annotated as obtusifoliol 14-alpha demethylase. Gene Ontology annotation, molecular function: heme binding; monooxygenase activity; oxidoreductase activity, acting on paired donors, with incorporation or reduction of molecular oxygen. The record is from RefSeq and is a predicted model, not a curated record. Lineage: Eukaryota; Viridiplantae; Streptophyta; Magnoliopsida; Poales; Poaceae.